AUGUCUCUGAAAAACCAACAAGCCUAUCAACCGCUACCAUCUGCCGUAGCUGCCAUGGACAAUCCGGCGAUGAGCAACAGCAGCAGCAGCAGCGGGAGUAACGAUGACGUUGCCGACCUAGUUCAAAGUCGGUUACCUCCGACAUACUCGUCACAACAGCUCGUUUCGUCCGAUUCGGAUUCUAUGGAACGCCAGCAUCUACGCGGAUCUAACAUCGUACCUGGGGUUCCGGCGACUUCCCAUAAACAAUGGUUUGCCGUAGCGGUGCUUUGCUUUGUUAAUCUCAUCAACUACAUGGAUCGAUUCACAAUUGCGGGUGUUUUGACGGACGUAAAGAAAACCUUUGCCAUAGACAAUGAUUCUGCUGGCCUCUUGCAGACAGUUUUCGUACUGUCUUAUAUGGUAUUCGCACCGCUCUUUGGCUAUAUGGGCGAUCGCUAUUCGCGUCGUUGGCUGAUGGUGGUGGGCGUGGCUCUGUGGUCAACAACAACAUUGUUCGGCUCAUUCAUGAAGACUUUUGGCGGAUUCAUAACAUUCCGCGCUCUGGUCGGCAUCGGCGAAGCCUCCUACAGCACAAUAGCGCCAACGAUUAUCUCCGAUUUGUUUGUGGACAGCAUGCGUUCCAAAAUGUUGGCGCUUUUCUAUUUUGCCAUACCAGUGGGCUCUGGACUUGGCUAUAUUGUGGGAUCAAAGACGGCGGAACUGGCUCAAGACUGGCGCUGGGCAUUGCGUGUCACGCCCGCUCUGGGCAUUACGGCCGUGGUGCUGCUCUCGCUGCUGAAGGAUCCGAAACGCGGCGAAAGCGAAGGCGUCGAGCAGGUCGAACGCGCCAGCUUCUGUGUGGAGCUCAAGGAUCUGCUGAAGAAUCGCUCCUUUAUGCUGUCCACGGCUGGCUUCACCUGUGUCGCCUUUGUGACCGGCGCCCUGGCCUGGUGGGGACCCAACUACAUUCAUCUCGGCCUCAAGAUGCAGCCGGGCAACGAGAAUCUCAAGCAAGAAGACAUCUCCUAUAAGUUCGGCCUGGUCGCCAUGGCCGCCGGCCUAAUCGGCGUCCCGCUGGGCUCGGCCCUGGCCCAAUACUAUCGCACGCGCAUCCCCAACUGUGAUCCCUAUAUAUGCGGCAUCGGCCUGUUCAUAUCGGCGCCGAUGGUCUUCAUCGGCCUGGUCCUGGCGCGCAGCAAUGGGGCGCUCUGUUUCCUGUUUGUGUUCAUCGCGCAGGUGGCGCUCAAUCUCUGCUGGUCCAUUGUGGCCGAUAUAUUGCUGUACGUGGUUGUGCCAAUGCGUCGUUCCACAGCCGAAGCUGUCCAAAUUCUCGCAUCCCAUGCACUGGGAGAUGCCGGCAGUCCGUACCUGGUGGGCGCUAUAUCGACAGCUAUUAAGAACAAGAUGCUGGCACAGUCCAGGACCGUUGAUAGCGACGUGAUAAAAAGUAUGUCCCAAUUGGCGGAAAAUGCCACAGAAAUUGUCACAGAUACACUACGCUUAAGGUCGGCUGAGGAUGUUUACACCUUCGAAUCGCUGCAGUAUUCGCUGUUCUCCACCACCUUUGUUGAGGUGCUGGGCGGCGUCUUCUUCCUGAUAACCGCCUGCUACAUUAUAAAGGACAAGGCCAGGGCGACAGCCGCUGUUCGAGAAUACAGCGAGCAGCAACGGCAGCAGCAGCCGCAGCAGCAGCCGCAGCGCAUCACUAACAAUGACUAAUAUCAGCCGAUCCGGGAAGCUUUGUUACACACCCAACGCGAAGGGAUUUUGUGUGAAAUGGCACUGACUGAGUAUCAUCUUUAAAAUUUUUAUUUAUAUACAUACGUAUGUCUUAUACGAAAUCAUCAGCGAAUCAUCAUGCAUUGGAAUAAGAUAUUCAUAAAUGUUA
Molecule: messenger RNA, 1870 nt
Organism: Drosophila navojoa
Lineage: Eukaryota; Metazoa; Arthropoda; Insecta; Diptera; Drosophilidae
Gene: spin
Product: lysolipid transporter protein spinster
Biological process (GO): transmembrane transport
Cellular component (GO): membrane
Molecular function (GO): transmembrane transporter activity
Source: RefSeq, a predicted model, not a curated record